Messenger RNA from Scatophagus argus, 2049 nucleotides. RefSeq names its product dihydropyrimidinase like 2a (gene dpysl2a). The transcript is spliced from 14 exons. The record is from RefSeq and is a predicted model, not a curated record. NCBI's taxonomy places the organism in Eukaryota, Metazoa, Chordata, Actinopteri, Scatophagidae. Gene Ontology annotation, molecular function: hydrolase activity, acting on carbon-nitrogen (but not peptide) bonds, in cyclic amides. The coding region runs from base 91 to 1839 and encodes 582 amino acids. Gene Ontology annotation, cellular component: cytoplasm; cytosol.
CUUUCAUUGGCAGCUGAGGUUUUCCAGUCUAGCUAGCUAGCGUUAGCCAAGAGGCAGGCAGGGGACAGCUGUGUCUGAGGCAUCUUCAAAAUGUCGGGUUACCAAGGAAAGAAGAACAUUCCACGAAUUACAAGUGACCGUCUCCUCAUCAAAGGAGCAAAGAUAGUGAACGAUGAUCAGUCAUUCUUGGCUGAUAUCUACAUGGAGGAUGGAGUCAUCAAGCAAAUUGGAGACAACCUCAUCGUUCCUGGUGGAGUUAAGAUCAUAGAGGCUCAUGGGAGGAUGGUGAUGCCUGGGGGGAUUGACGUUCACACCCGAUUCCAGAUGCCUGACCGAGGCAUGGUGGCAGCUGAUGACUUCUACCAGGGCACCAGGGCGGCCCUGGCUGGGGGGACGACCAUGAUCAUUGACCACGUGGUGCCGGAGCCUGGCGCCAGCCUGGUUGCAGCUUUCAAACAGUGGAGGGAGUGGGCUGACGGCAAGUCGUGCUGCGACUAUUCUCUGCAUGUGGACAUCACCGAGUGGAACAAAGGCACUCAAGAAGAGAUGGAGACCCUAGUGAAGGAUCAUGGUGUCAACUCUUUCCUGGUCUAUUUGGCUUAUAAGGAUGUUUUCCAACUUUCUGACUCUCAGAUCUAUGAGGUGUUAAGUGUCAUCAGAGACCUUGGAGCCAUUGCACAGGUGCACGCUGAGAAUGGAGACAUCAUCGCAGAGGAGCAGAGACGUAUUCUAGAGCUGGGGAUCACCGGCCCUGAAGGUCAUGUGCUCAGCCGCCCAGAGGAGGUGGAGGCUGAGGCAGUCAACCGCUCUGUCACCAUAGCCAAUCAGACCAACUGCCCCCUUUAUAUCACCAAGGUGAUGAGCAAGAGUGCUGCUGAUGUCAUUGCCCUCGCCAGGAAGAGGGGCGCGGUGGUUUACGGGGAGCCCAUAUCCGCCAGCUUGGGCACAGACGGCACCCAUUACUGGAGCAAGAACUGGGCCAAGGCUGCAGCCUUUGUGACUUCUCCACCGCUCAGUCCUGAUCCCACCACCCCCGACUACCUCAGCUCUCUGUUGUCAUGCGGGGACUUGCAGGUGACUGGUAGUGCUCACUGCACUUUCCAGACUUCUCAGCGUGCAGUAGGAAAAGAUAACUUCUCCCUAAUCCCAGAGGGGACCAAUGGCACUGAGGAGAGGAUGUCUAUAAUCUGGGACAAAUGUGUGGUGACUGGCAAGAUGGACGAGAACCAGUUUGUGGCAGUGACCAGCACAAACGCAGCCAAGAUCUUCAACCUGUUCCCCCGCAAGGGCCGCAUCGCUGUGGGCUCCGAUGCCGACCUCGUGCUGUGGGACCCAGACAUGACUAAGAUCAUCACAGCCAAGAGCCACAACCUGGCUGUGGAGUAUAACAUCUUUGAGGGCACAGAAGUGCGUGGAGGUCCUGUGGUGGUGAUCAGCCAGGGGAAGAUCGUGUUGGAGGAGGGCAGCCUUCACACCACGGAGGGCUGUGGGCGCUACAUCAGCCGCAAACCCUUCUCUGACCACGUGUACAAGAGGAUAAAGGCUCGCAGCAGGCUCACAGAAUUGCGAGGAGUCCCCAGGGGCCAGUACGACGGGCCGGUGUGUGAGGUGACUGUGACUCCAAAGGUGUCCGCAGUGUCCUCAGUGAAGACUUCCCCUGCCAAGCAGCAGCAGCAGCAGCAGCAGCCACAGCAGGUUCCUCACCAGCCAGUGCGCAACCUUCACCAGUCUGGCUUCAGUCUGUCUGGGGCCCAGAUUGAUGACAACGUCCCUCGCCGCACCACUCAGCGCAUCGUGGCUCCCCCUGGUGGAAAAGCCAACAUCACCAGCCUCGGCUAAGCUCUGCUCUCCAACUGAGCCGGGGGUGCAGGCCAACACGGGACCAGGGGCCCUGAUCUCACUGCUGUCGCCAUCACAUCCAGUCACCUCUGUAUCCCGCUGCAUCCCACCCGAAAACACUCCAUUCACCCUCAUUCACACACUACCACCAUGUCACCUCAUGCAAAAAAAAAAGAAGAAGGCACUAUUCCAUUUUCUUUCAUCUCUCCU